Messenger RNA from Papaver somniferum (opium poppy), 1050 nucleotides. Its product is annotated as F-box/LRR-repeat protein At3g58900-like. The coding region runs from base 1 to 1050 and encodes 349 amino acids. The transcript has a single exon. Gene Ontology annotation, molecular function: protein binding. The record is from RefSeq and is a predicted model, not a curated record. Lineage: Eukaryota; Viridiplantae; Streptophyta; Magnoliopsida; Ranunculales; Papaveraceae.
AUGGAAGAAAUUAGACAAGACAGAAUCAGCAGUUUACCAGAUAACCUAAUUCAUCACAUUCUCUCUUUCAUUGAUACGAAAUAUGCGGUCCAAACUAGUGUUCUCUCCAAAAGAUGGAAAACUACAUGGAUUUCUCUACCUUAUCUCAACUUCACUUGGAGUGGUUUCAUUGAAGGCAAAGAUAAUCUUAAUGAUUCUUCUAGUAGAAGUGAAGAGUUAAUUAGGUUUAUAGAUUUUGUCUACAUGGUAUUCAUGUUUCGCGAUGACUCUGAUAUACAAACUUUAAAGAUUUAUCUAGAUUGGAAUCUUUGGACAACGCCUACAUCUGAUGAGAUCUCAAGAAGUCUUAAUAGAUGGAUUAUUGCGGCUGUAAGGCGUCACGUUACAGAACUAAGUAUAAAUAUUGAUUAUAAUCAUGAACUGGCAUAUGAGCUUCCACAUCAACUGCUUAAUUGUGAAUCAUUGAGGAAGCUGUCGAUCUUUGGUGGUACUGGUACCAAAUAUGCAAAUAUAGUUCUGCCAAAAUCAAUUAGUUUGCCGCAGCUCAAACAAUUGUUGCUUGUUGGAGUUUCAAUCUCGUUUGCUGAAUUAACUCAGAGUCUCCUCAAUCGCAGUCCACUUUUCGAAUUGCUAAUCGUAGUUAAUUGUGAUUUACAAAGUGAUAAUCAAGAAAUCGACAUUGUUGAUUGUUUCAGCUAUGAGCAUUUUGGAGAAGCUCAUUUUGGUAGAUAUUUCUUGUGGCAAAAUCAUACUGUGGUUAACACUAUUAAGGUACCUGCUCCAAAUCUCAUAGCAUUUGACUGCAAAGAUUUCUUGACGCAAAAUUUUCCUUCAGCAGCUGAUGCUCGGUUUAGUAUGAUGCUCAGAGAAAAUAAAAAGGAUGAAUCUGCAGAAAUAUAUUCAAAGCUGCCUGCCGAGGAAAAGAAAGUGUAUGCCAAACGCUUGAUAAAAUUGCUACAAGCGGUUCCUAACGUGGUACGACUAAGUUUAUCAUCUGGAUUUCUUGAGGUGCGGAUGCAUGCAUCCCUUCUUUGUUUUUCUUUCUUUUAA